UGCUCUCGAUGUGCAUUUUAUCUGCAGAAAACUGAGGCGUCACGCUGUGUUUUAAAGCUCUUCUCCGCGGUUGUGCGGACAGAUGUGUCUGCCAUUACUCGGCGAGCUCACUUCAGUUAGCUCGCAAAGACGAAGCUGUCGCCGUCGCGUUAUGUGCUCAAGUUAUUCGUGCAUAGUCAUCAAGUCCUGCUACUGAAACGGGCUCUGAGGUGAAGCGGUACCAGCCCGUCAAAAGCGGUAGAAGCUUCACUGCGCGUGACCCGUAACGAUAGCGACCAAGCUAACCUGUCAGGCUUGAAGCCGGGCUCAUCUCAUAGCCGGGGCAGACUUUCAUGCUGAAAGCUGCAAUGUUGUGAGGGUGGUGCCCGAUGGAUCAUGGUGGUGAACUUGAGAGGGAGGACAGAGCAAUGUCACAAGUUCAGGUGGGCGUGGCCGACCUCUGCGAUAACCUUCCCAAUCCCGACGCGUUCGCUGGCCAAAUGCGGAAUCUCAACGAGGCGAACGCGCUCGCAGAGACUCUACGCCUCUCUCCUUCACACGAGGAAGAGGAGGCAGGGCCCGUCCAAAAAACCUCCGUCAACGAUAAUGGGAAGCACUCCGAGGAGGAGGGUGGAAAGGAGGGGCACACAGGAAGAGGCAGAGAGGAGGAUGAAGAAGAAGACAUUGAUGAGGUGAUGAAGGAAGAAGAAGAGGAGGAAGAAUCAGAGGAAUCAAGCUUUCUAAUUAGUUGCCAGUCUCCCGAAACUCCAAUGACUGAUUCCUCUUUUUCAGAAACAGGAAGUCUGUUGGAGACUCCGUAUCCCUUCAGCCCUGCGACCAGUCCAGAGCCCACAUCCCCUGCCAUUCCAGAAAUGGCAUUCCUCGCCAGUCAAAUGGAAAUGAGUCGGAUUGAUGUCAAAGUGGACUCUCCCAACGCUGACGUAGUGGCCUCCACCACGGGGUCUUUUGCACAGGGACCCACCUUCACCACGGGGCCUAUAGAUUCUGCCACACUAACUUUAACUUCAGACACGAGCCCACCUGGGCCUCCAUGUGUCACAGAAGCUCCAUGCAAGAUGGCAACAAAUACUAACCUGACGACAGGACACCGUACCUCAUCCACAGAGCCCGUCUUCAUCUCCGGGCCCCCAUGCACAACAUGGUUCCCCUCAACAGCGGAGACAUUUACAGUACCUGCUUGCACCGCGAUGCCCAACACUUCCGUUGCUUCCCCUCCUAUGAGUGCAACAGCAAACCCCCUCACCGUCACCUCAGGGCCGACAACUACUGGCACAGAAUCCAAAAGCACCACAGGACCUAUGACUCCAAGUUGGGAACACGUGUCCUCCACUCCAGAGCCCACUUGUUCUUCCGUCUCCAGCUGCGCCACAGGGCCUAUUCCAAGCCCCGCCCUGCUGGAGUCUCUGGAGGAGUUGGCUCAAAGAGGAGAUGACACUCACCUUCCACAGUACCUUCACCAGAUUGCAGAGGCCUUUGUCCUUCACAAAGACUACCAGCGGGCGUUAUGGUGCAUCCAGCUCGAGCGACUCUACCACCAGAGAGUAUUGGACAACCUGAAUGCACUCCAAGAACAGUGGGGGAGUCAGUGCAGAAGUUCUUUCUUCGACCUGGCAACCCAACAUCUGGACACUCUAAAAAACAUCUGCCAGACGCACAGUCGACCAGGAGCGAGAGAUGCUGUGUGUGCGUCUCUGGACACUUUGAGGUCGACAUUUAAAGAAGGCGGCGCGCUGCCUUUGUGCACGUCAGUCCAUCCGGUUGACGAAGGAUUUGAGCAGAGAGCCCAGGACCCCUCGUGCUAUCAGAGCAGCCGUCCAGUUAUACCUAACAUUACUUUGACCGAUGGGCUUCGCUCCCCUGAGAUCUCAGAAAAGGACGGGUCGGACCCAGACAGGGAAGUAGAGGGCAGGGACUGUUUCCAUGGAGAUCAGCUGACUGAUCAGCACGGCAGCAACAGAGAGCGGGAAGAGGCCGAGGGAGGGGCAGAACACACCAUUUCAGUCAGAGGAAAUGGACUACACCCCUCCACAUCUGGAGAAAUAGAUCAGUCCAAGCCCGCAGAGCAGCAGGGAGGAGAUUUGGGUCCCACACAGGAAAAGGAGGCUAAGGGGGCCGAAGAAGAGAGGGAGGUGAAGGAGGCAGCCCAGGCUUUGGAAAUGGAAGAUGAGGGAGAGGAAGAAGAGGAGGAGGAGAGGCAGAAGGAAGGAGACUCUGCUCUCUGUCAGAAAGCUCUCCCAGUGGAGACUCUGUGCAGUGGGGCAGAUGUUGAGCUCCAACAGCUGGACCCGGAAGCCCUAGCAGAGGAGAAGCUACACGAGGAGACCCAGGAGAGCGCUAAAACUUGUUUGCUCCAGGAUGCCCGCCUUCCUCAAGAGGCUCACAUGAAUCAGCAGGAGCAGGGUGAGGAGGUAAAAGAGGAGGAGGAAGAGGAGAAAGAGGAGGAAGAGGAGGAGGAGGGGGAGGACGAUGAGUACGAUGAGUACGAAGACGAAGAAGAGCAAGUGGACAUCGUCAAAGAAGCUUCCUCACUGGACGGCGGGGCGAAACCCAUCGCUGUAGAGGAGAGGUCCCCUGCCACUGUCCUUGUCUCAAUACUGAAGAGGCGGCAUGUGUGUGUGGACAACAUGGGUGUUUCUGCCAGCUCCGAGACGCCACCUGCCAAAAGACGCGUCCGCUUCAAAGUCCCCGAUGACGGCUACGAGCAGGAUGUUGGCGGUGGGGACUCCUGCCUGCUCCUCUUCCUGCUUUGUCUGGUUACCGUAGUGAUCAGUGUGGGCGGCACCGCUCUCUACUGCACCCUGGGAGAUGACCACUCCUCGGUCUGCCAGGACUUCUCCAGGAAUGCCGACUUCUACAUUGGCCAGAUCCAGAGCGGGGUGGCUCAAGUCCAACGUUGGUUUGCUCAUGGGUCAUAGCAGCGUGCGGCUGGUCAACACUGUGGAGCCACUGGGCCUGACGGUGUGUCACUGCAGGCUCCAGCGGGCCCUGCUGCUCCCUGGGACAAUGUUCCAUGAGCUAAUGGCGCCGGGCAGCUGCUACCGCCCUCGCCGCGAUGUGGAGCAAGCGGCUAUCAUGCUGCCUAAUUGGCGCAACAGUUAUAUCCGAUGCGGUAAGCCAACCACAUCUUUAAUGCUCUUUCGAAUCCAAUCCAAGGGUCCAUUGAGCCUAAAAGUCAGAGGUCAGAGGUCCUUUACGUCACUAUUUUAAAUAGGAGAAGUAGAACAGAGAGAGAAAGAUCACCACUGGUGCAGAAUGGAGACUGUGUAGCAGCAGAAGAAGAAGUGACCGACGCGCCUCUCAAUCCUCUCCAGAUGAUACCGGUUUAACUUCUCAAGGUUCAGAAACCCGCGAUGUGACUCGAGUGACCAGCUGAGCGCCGGCUCCGCACGCUCUGAGGUUUCUGUACCCAGCCCCCCGUGACUGGGAUACAAGCGAUCACCGACUCCUCCAAGAUUCGACUCCCUCAAUUUAGGAAUGAGAACAAAGUUAUAACAGCCGCAACUCACGGAGAUGUAAAAAAAAUUAAAAAAAGUACAUAUAAUGUAUAGAUGGUUAACAGGCGGCACAGAGAUGCUCGCCACACACACACACACACACUGCACACAUGGGAAGUGGCUCAAUGGGGAUUUUACUAACUGCUGCAACCACUAGCGUUGCUUUUAUUGUCCACUUUUUUAAGACUUUAUCACAAAUGAAAUUUUAAAACGAGCAUACCAUUCUGUGGUCUUCUACUUGGAAUGAAAUCAUAAUGUCUUAAUCAACCUUUUGGAUGAAUGUUUGGAGUUUAAUGUUAAACGUUGGUUUUGUGUCACUUGUGGGGCAGUUAUGUAAUAUUAUUAUGUAUUCGUUGAUGCGAGCGUCCUGUCGCUGCCCUUUUCCGGAUCACGUUUUGCGGUGAGCUUACACGGCUGCCACUGGAGACUCCAAACUCCUCCUUCAUGGUGUUCCAUGACUUCGCUUUGUGUAGCAUAUGCAAAAUGUACAGGCACACAGUGCACCUCUGUUUAUAUUGUCAGAAGAAUGUUUGACAUGUUGCACAUAAGACUGGUACGAUGUUUUUUGAAGAUAAUGCAAUAUUUCUACAGGAGUUUUGGGUUGCGUAGCGUAGACUUGAUUUUUAAAACACAAAAUAUCCACAAACUGUCUUCAGGUUCGUCGGGACAAGUUCAUGCCAAUGAACUUCAGUUAUGCACUGUUAUUAACUCGGAACAGAAAAAUACUCAACUCUUAAGCGGGUCUGGCUGCGUAUGGAAUAUUUCUGUAAAAAAAGAAGAUACAUGAGAAUUGUACAGUUAGUUUAGGAAGCAGUAAUUAUUCCGUGUACUCUCAGUACAGGCCUUGAUGUCAAUGGGAUCACGUGAAGCUCUUGUCUGCCUGCGGUGCGUUUGCUGUUCUUGGGGAUUAUGGGCGUCGCCCCUUCAGUGUGGGAUUGUCGCCGUUUACCCGUUUUGUUUGUUUCCAGAAUGAUUCUGAGAACUAAGAAUGAUUUUUGCCACCACUUGGUCUCCUGAAAGACUCACCUGGUGACCGUUCAUGUUCAACAGAUCUUAAUAUGUGACAUCUGCUGAGGAAUGUUUCUGUGUGGAGAACUGAUUUCCUAAUGAGAGACAAAGAAAGACGGUUCCGGAAACACUUUGUCUCUGAAACCAGCUUCGAGCAAACUAUCGGUUUGAUCUCCACUUCUCGUCUCAUCCGUACUUUUUAUGUGUCAUUUCAACAUAUUGCAAUGUUUCGUGUGCGGUAAAUUGUCUUUCCUUUGGAUUCCGUGAAACUUACCCAAAACCCACCCAUCUCACAAAAGUCUUAUUUGUCAGGAUGUAAAGGAAAUCCAUUAAAAGAGGAGAUAUUCAA
Molecule: messenger RNA, 4851 nt
Organism: Pseudoliparis swirei
Lineage: Eukaryota; Metazoa; Chordata; Actinopteri; Perciformes; Liparidae
Gene: cnsta
Product: consortin, connexin sorting protein a
Exons: 13
Coding region: 369-2915 (848 amino acids)
Biological process (GO): positive regulation of Golgi to plasma membrane protein transport
Cellular component (GO): trans-Golgi network; transport vesicle; plasma membrane
Molecular function (GO): connexin binding
Source: RefSeq, a predicted model, not a curated record